AGCUCCAAAAUACAAUAAACUACUGCGGUGUUUACAAAACUACCAGUACGUGAAAUUAUUUAUAGGUAAGGUUGUAAACAAAAAAUCAAAUCAUCACAUUACUGUAGCAGUUUUUAUGAAUGACAGGCGAUGUUUACGUAAAUCCAGAGCCACAUAGAUUAAUAAACAAUACUUCAUUACUAAAAUUGCAGGCACAUCUUUAAAAAAACCAUUUGAGUGUUAUUAAAACACUUAUUAAAAUAUGGGACGUAUGGCGCCUUUACUGAUUCCCAGAAGCGAAUGGGAGAGAAUUAAAAAUCAAGCAAAACCAGAAACAGAACAUAAAGCGCCUUGUCAUGUAGACAUCGAAGCUAUGAACGCACAGUCUCGAAAAUGGACCAGCACCUGGCCAGAUUCGUCACAGGGGAAAGUCAAUAAAGUAAUUACGAAGAACAAGAAAGCUCGAUUAGAAGAAAUAAUAGAACUCAAAGCUUUCUAUAAGAAAGAGAAACGCGAUAAUAUGGCUGAAAACUUGACAAGGGCUCGAAAUAUGAUUUUUGAAAGAACUGGUUAUGGUAGAGAGCUGUUAAGUGCUCUUGUAGAAUCAAAAACUUUGGAGGAACGAGACAUACAAAUAAAAUUUACUAAAGACAUACAAGAAAAGGAAAAGAAGAUAGAAGAGGCUAAAUUACAAAUAAACAAUAUUAUGUACGCUGAAUUUGAAAAACGAGAGAGCGAUAAUGUUCUUAGGAAAAGGAAAGAAAGAGAAGAUGCAGAGUGCAAUAAAAUGAUCGCAGAAAAUAAAAAGGAAGACGCUUUUAGAGCUGCUGAAACGGAGAAAAAGAAUCGUCAAGAAGAUGAACUAUUGAUAGAAAAGUUUCAUCAAUUACAAAUUGCAGAAGAGAAACACGAUCAUUGCCUUGACAAAGAAGCCGAUAAAAUGUAUGAAGAGCAAAAAAAAGCCAUCAAAGAGUGGAGAGAGAAAAGAGAGGCACUGGAUCAAGUGCUUGCCGACUUGUGGUGCAAGCACCAGGACAGGAUCCGGAGAAAAGAGAAACAAGUCUUCGACCAAAUAUAUAAAGGAAAACACGACACCGGACACUUUAAACAGAAUUAUGAAUUGGUGCAACGCCUCCAAAGAGAAGAAGAUAUGAAAUAUAAGGACUUUGUUGAUAAAGGAGUAAAGAAAUUAGAGAAACAGUGACGUAACGACAUGAUUUUAGACAAUGAUUUUUUCCAAAAAAAAUUCGGGCCACGGAUUUUUCUUACAGUUUAUACCUCUUGUACUAUUAAUAAGUUUUGAAUUCUAGAAUAACACCCUCGGGCUAUAAUACAAUAAUCCACCAUUUAAUUAAACAGAUUGCAAAAGAGGGAAGAAGAAGAAAAACUCAAAAGAGAUCAACGACGAAGUAUGAAAACCUCUCAAGCUCAAUGCUCGGAACUGCCUAAUCAGCAGAAAUGUGAAGAGUAUCAGCGGAAUAUUUGCGUCGAUAAGCUGAGCUUCCUACCCACAAGAUGUGGGAAACUUGACUCUAAGCUAGCUUCACUCAAAGAAUCCCGCCUUCCCCCGCCCCGCCCGCCGCGACCGCAGUUCCUAGCGCCAUCGACCGCACUACAGGACGCGCUGAGGCAACGCCAAGCCCAGCCGGGUGGAUGGUCAGGCACUGAAACGGCGCAUGAGCAAUUUGCUAGGCAUGCCGCCGCCACGUUAAAGGAAGUUGCUUAUAAACGGCCAGUAAAAAAAGUAAUUGAGAGUUACUGCAAAACGAAUAAUGUAAAGAAGCUGCAAAUUCCAAACCUUUGAAACCCAACGUAUAUUUUUCGAAAAGGAGAUGAAAUAAAAUAAAAUUUCGACAAUCAUUAUACUACAUUUAUUUUAUGCUACAAUUGUUUACUAUAUACAAUACAAUAACCUGUUGUUACACA
This is a messenger RNA of Cydia pomonella (codling moth), 1905 nucleotides long. RefSeq names its product meiosis-specific nuclear structural protein 1-like. NCBI's taxonomy places the organism in Eukaryota, Metazoa, Arthropoda, Insecta, Lepidoptera, Tortricidae. The record is from RefSeq and is a predicted model, not a curated record. Bases 242 to 1183 code for a protein of 313 amino acids. The transcript is spliced from 7 exons.